Anthonomus grandis grandis is the source of this 3447-nucleotide messenger RNA. RefSeq lists its product as uncharacterized. The coding region runs from base 1651 to 3006 and encodes 451 amino acids. The transcript has 2 exons. NCBI's taxonomy places the organism in Eukaryota, Metazoa, Arthropoda, Insecta, Coleoptera, Curculionidae. The record is from RefSeq and is a predicted model, not a curated record.
AUGAUUCUGAACAUGCUUGUUAGUUGUGAUAUAAAGCAUAUUGUUUCUGUAUCUGCGGUUGGUAAGCUCAUCAAAAACCUCAGUCCAGCACUUUCGUUGUAGGGAGGGUAAGGUCACUUUUAACUUUGAAUGCAUGCCCAGAGUAUGUUCGCAGCCUUUAAGACAUCCUUAGCGAGCUUGUUAGUGGAGAAUAUUACCGUUAGUGGACAGGUCCUAUUAUCCACUUGUUUCCCCAGUCGAACAACUUUAACAACAAUUUCCCCAGCUGCUCCCUCCUCUUUGAUCGAUACCAACAUCUCCACCACUUUUCUUUUGUCUUUCUCAAUCCUGUCAGGAAUCAUGUUUGAGUUUGAUUGACACACAUUAUGAAUAAUAAUGUUGCUGGCCCUCUCAGUCCAGUCAUUUGUCUCAGUAAGUAAGGUGGUUUGUGCUGUUCAAAUGAUAUUUUAACAGAAAUCAUUUCCGUUUUAAGCUCUGCAAAUGACGUAUGAAAGCAUGUUUGAUGGAUUUAAUAUCAUCUCCAAGACAUUUUAGUGAGGCCACGAGAUCAGGAACAACUCUGAUAAUCACCGCUUAAACCUCCUGAAUUUGUUCCUCCAGUAAAUUCACUCUAGUACCAAGCUCAAAUAACUUUUUGAUUUUGGGGGCACACUCCUUGCAAAUGUAUGGAAUGGACCUACUACUCUAGAGCUGAAAUGGCACCAACUUCACCGGAUCCUAUGUUUGAGCACUUCUUGCACCUAAUAAUUUUGCACCAAUCACAAGCGUAUCCGAAGAUAUUAUCUUCUGAAUUUUUUGGUGGAUCCUUAAAAGUGAAAGUCUUAGCAAGUUAUUGUAUUUAAAUUAAAUAUAGAAAAUUAAAAUUUAAUAAGAUUUAAAAUCGUAACUCAGAAUAUUAGUCGUAAAAAUAAAAAUAAAAUAAAAAUAACCUAAAGCUACAACUAAAUGUACACAUAUAAAUAUCAUAAAGCCUUAAAUAAUAUCCGCACAGCCCUAUAUAAACGGGAAAUACUGACGAGUAUGGGGAUUCCCCGAGAUUCUCGGAUAUUUCUACGGGCUAUAUUUUUCACGAAGUUUUAUGCAUUUGCUCGUGUAUUUGGUAUUGUAAAGCAUUAUUUGUGAGUUGAAAAUAAUUAAAAAAUAUGAGUGACAGUGAUUCUAGUAGUUCUAGUAGUAGUACAUCCAAGAGUAUAUCUCUUCCAGGACCUAGCAAGAAAAGAAAGGUUUAUAAGCAAAAUUUUAAAAAGGAAUGAAAAAAUAUACCGGGUUUGCAAUGGAUCGAGAACAGCAGAAAGGGGACAGGCUUUGCCUGGUAGGUAUUUAUGAUAUUUUAAGUUAAGGUACUUUCUGUAAAAAUAAGUGCAAUUUGGAUUUAUUGAGUACAAAAUCUAAAUUCACUUAUAAUAAUGUUAAAUCGAGAAUUAAAUGAUAAUAUGAGUUACUGAAUCGUAACUAAUUAAAAUUUGCUUUAAUGCGGAUAUAUAUAAUUUAAGGCGAACAAAACUUUUAUUUUAAUGGAGGUAAACGUUUUGUUUUUUAAAUUUAAGGUGCGAUUACUGUAAAUGUGAUGUUAAGGUAUCUGCAGGGAAAACCCAACUAGUAAAACAUUCUGAGACUGAAAAGCAUGUUAAAGCUUUGCAGAGAGCAUCAAUGGGCAAGCAAAGUCAAGUAAAAAUAAGUCAAAUGUUUGCAGAAAGUUCUAAAAAAAUAAGCAUUGAAGAAAAAGCGAAAGAAGGAAUUAUAAGAACUGCGGGGUUUCUAGCCGAACAUAAUCUCCCUAUGAAUUUGAUGGAGCAUUUCAUCGAUUAUCUCAAUGCUGUAGGCACUGAUUCAGAUAUUGUCAAACAAAUGAAAUGUAAACGAACAAAGAUGUCAAGAGUUUUACAAAAAGUUACAGGCUUGUCUCAAGAAUCUUGGCUACUUGGCCUAAUGAGGGAUAAUAAAUUUAGCAUUAUCAUAGAUGAGUCUACUGAUAACUCGUGCACCAAACAUUUAUGUUUAGUUGUAAGAAUGUGCAUUAAUUUUGACAUUGAAGACAACUUUUUGGCGUUAAUCCCAGUAGUAGAGACCACAGGGGCUGCACUUUAUGAAAUUUUAAUCAACUUCCUUACCGAAAAUGGUGUUUCAUAUAAGUCAAACUUUAUUGGCUUUGCUUCAGAUGGAGCGAGCAACAUGGUUGGCGUUAAUAAUUCUGCGGUCAGUCGAUUGCGAGAAAAUAUUCCAGGUAUAUUCAUAAUGAAAUGCAUAUGCCAUAGCUUUCAUUUGUGUGCAUCGUAUGCAUGCCACAAGUUGCCUGAGGAAGUGGAACAAUUUGCGAGAGAAGUAUAUAACUAUUUUUCAAAUAGUCCGAAGAGAGUGGAAGAAUAUAAGGAAUUCCAGGAAUUUGCAAAUGUCUCAAUAUCGAAGAUUUUACAUCCUAGCCAGACACGUUGGUUAUCUCUGGAAUGCGUGGUUAAAAGGCUUCUUAAUCAAUAUGAAGCUUUGAGGUUGUAUUUCGUAGAUCAGGCGUCUCUUAAAAUCAGUCAAGCAAAUAUUAUUUUAGAAAAACUAAACACGCCCGAAAAUAAAUUAUACUUAUCAUUUUUAUCGCAUGUACUACCUAUUUUUAAUAGCUUAAACAAAUUAAUGCAAAGCGAAUCGCCCAAAAUUCACGUUAUUUAUAAAGAGGUUGCUAGAACAGUUAAAACAAUUUUAGAUUAUUAUAUUAAGGACGAAUAUCUAAAUGCCAACAUUGAAAAUAUAGAUUUUAAAGACCCUAGACUUUUUUUAAAUUUAAAUGACAUGUACUUUUCUGCCCACAUAAACUCUGCCGAUCUGGAGAAAAACCGACUCGACAUGGUAAAAUUAAGAUGUCUAGACUUUUAUAUUGAGAGUGUGGAGCAAAUAUUGUCAAGAUUUCCACUUAAAAACUCUGUGUUUCAGAAAUUAGAAUUUCUAGAUCCUGAGGUAGUUAAAUCAAGAAAAAUCAGGUCUAUAAGUAAUGUUUCUAUGUUGUUUCAAAUUUAAUUCCUGCUGAUACGCAAGUUAUUGACAAUGAAUGGUUGUUACUUAGAAAUUAUGAAAUUAAUUUUACCUGGAAAGGUAUUUGCGAUUUUUGGGGUAAAAUUGCUAAGAUUAAAUGUGUGGAAAAUACAGAAUCCCGGUUUCCCAAUUUAAGUAAUUUUGUGUUUAAUUUAUUAACUUUGCCGCAUUCCAGUGCUAACGUAGAGAGGGUGUUUAGUCAGAUAAAUUUAAACAAAACAAAACAGAGAAAUCGGUUGAAAACUCCUAUGAUAGCUGCUAUACUGCACACCAAAAGUUUAGUGGGCAGAGAAAACCGUAUUUGUUCAAAUUUUCCAAUAGGAAAAGAUUUGCUUAAAAAAUUAAAUAAACAAAUUUAUGAUUCCGAUGAGUCAGAAUAAAAUAACGGAUAUUUCGGAUUUUUGUUUUUCAGUUAUUUACUUUAAG